Molecule: messenger RNA, 2916 nt
Organism: Carassius auratus (goldfish)
Lineage: Eukaryota; Metazoa; Chordata; Actinopteri; Cypriniformes; Cyprinidae
Product: torsin-1A-like
Exons: 6
Coding region: 552-1700 (382 amino acids)
Cellular component (GO): endoplasmic reticulum lumen; nuclear envelope
Molecular function (GO): ATP binding; ATP hydrolysis activity
Source: RefSeq, a predicted model, not a curated record
UCUCUGUGGAGAUGGGUUUCCGUAGCAAGUUCCACGUUUUCUGUAUUUGGAAUAGCAGUAUCUUCAUGGGACCGCACAUUCACACUUGGUUAUUUGACAGACUUUAAAAGAUUCACAUUUAAGUAGCUAACAUCUGGUCUACAGAAGCAGUGAUGCCUGAUGUGGUAAUUCAAAUCAAACCUCAUACAAAGUUCUCAAAUUGCUGCAAUUGUUCCAAGAGCUGUUACCAUGUGACCACCUCUGUGCUACAGUACUUUAUCUUGAAGUUGAAUAUAUGAACAAGAAUGAUUUGUAUAAUUUUAGUAGGUCUAACAUUGAUUUGCUAGGGGGAAAAAAUUGCAGACCCAUUUUUACUGCACUAAGCCCCGCCCACUUGCUACCACGCUCCAUUCUAUUAGCUCGUUCUAUUCAAAGAAGACUGUGACGUCUGGGUUCCGUCAUGAACAUUGAGCGCUGAAGCGGCCUGCAGUCAAUGAGACUCGGAUGUACAUGUGAAUGGACGCUACAAUUAUUACAUCUAAUAGCUCGAUGUUACAGUCUUCGCGAGGUCUAUGUUUCCGUCGGCAUCGAUGUUUUCAAUUCUAAUCUUGCUCUCGUUCCUGGCUGUUUCGGCUGAUGCGGAUUUCUUUCAGUUCGACAGCAUUUCAAAUGUUUCUACCUAUUAUUUCAAUUACAUCUAUUGCAAUAUUUGGGAAGGAGACUGUCAGCCACACCAGGAUGAUGCUAACCAACAAGGCUUAUGUAACAUGCUUCUCUUCUCAGUGCCUACUGGGGACAUUUGGCCAGGGUUUCCCCAGUAUUACACUGGCAUGCUGACUGCUUGGUACUGCAGCCUGGGUCAGUGCUGUGAUUCAGGAGACUGUAGGAUUACAAAUAAUAUCACAGGAUUGGAAAGAGAUCUACAGAUGAAGCUCCAUGGGCAGCACCUGGCCCAGUCUGUGGUUCUGAAAGCCAUUCAAGGUUUCAUCAAAAACCCUGAGUCCAACAAACCACUGACUCUGUCUUUUCAUGGCUGGUCUGGAACAGGCAAGAACUUUGUGGCCCGGAUAGUAGCGGACAACCUCUACAGGGAUGGUAUAAAGAGUGAAUGUGUGCGUUUGUUCAUUGCCCCUUUCCACUUCGCUCACGAAAGAUUGGUGGAUGUGUACAAGGGCCAGCUAAGAGAAGCCAUUCGAGACAUGGUUCUGAGAUGCCCACAGACUCUCUUUAUCUUUGAUGAGGCAGAAAAGCUUCAUCCCGGACUCAUCGACGCCAUAAAGCCCUAUAUGGACCACUAUGAUAAUGUGGAUGGGGUCAGCUAUAGGAGAGCCAUAUUUCUGUUCUUAAGCAAUAUCGGUGGGGGUGCCAUCAAUGAGGUGGCACUGGAUUUCUGGCACUCGGGACAGAACAGGGAAGAUAUCGGCAUGGAAGACUUAGAACAUCUUCUGCGUGCUGAAGCCAUGGAGGCAGAAGGAGGUUUCGCUCAGAGUGAGCUCAUGUCAGGCCAUCUGAUUGACUUCUUUGUGCCAUUCUUGCCGCUGGAGUACCGGCAUGUGAAACUGUGUGCACGUGAUGCAUACGCAGCUCGUGGCCUUCAGCCGGAGGAGGGGACACUGGAUGAGGUGGCUAAAGCCAUGCUGUACGUUCCUAAAGAGGAGAAACUCUUCUCUGCACAGGGCUGCAAAUCCAUUCCUCAAAGGAUCAAUUUCUUCCUACCAUAACGGAGCAUAACAUAAGAUCAGCAACAUUAAAGAAACCCAGAGUAUACUUGAAUGAUGCAGAAAUGACUGCUGAUAUCUGACAUGCACAUACAAACAAUGCAGAAAAAACUUCAUAUACCGAGUUGCAACUCUAUAUCUUACACUCUGAGAGUCAGGAAGGGACAGGGAGAGGGGGUUUGCUUGUGACAAACCCUACUGAAAUUAUAUUUUUAAGAACUUUUUAUCUACAUCUAUCUGCUUCUCCCAAGCAAUGUUACAGUUUAAAAAAUGCACUUACAAAGCAAACCUCUUAAGCAAGCAAAACCAGUGUUUCAUUAUUUUUUUUUUUACAUUUACAGAGUUAAAGGGAAUUGCUGUUCACAACCAUUUUUUUUUUACACUCAUAAUAUGUAUUUCUGAGCAAAACAGGAUGUUCGUUAGAAUAUUGUCAAAUGAGUUUGUUCUUACAAACUAAAAAUCAAUUUUAAAUGAUUUUCGACCAUAUGCCACUAAGCAGAUCCAUUUUCUUUAACCUUGGGUAUAUAUUUUAGUUGCUGUUUAAGAACUUUGCAUAUUUUGGACAAUUCAAUCAAAGUCUGAAUUGAAGAUCAUAUUUCAAGACUUACGUAACAAUAAAAAAAUAUAUAUUGUAUUUAAUAUAUUUAUUGUAUACUUUUUGUGUCUUGUAUAUUUAAAGGUUACAAUCUCUUUAAAUGUUACAAAACUACCGUAGUUAAUGUUGUAUGUGGUUUUUGUUAAUUGAUAUUUCAAUUGUGAACACAUUCUGAUAUAACAAUAUGAAAAUGAUUCGUUGUAGGGAAAGAAGCUGCUAUUGAAAAGGUAGCUAUGUGCUCUCGAAAAGGUAGAUUAUGAAGUUAGAAAAAAAGCUAGUGUUAAGCUUGACAAACGUGAUACUGAAGGAAUUGAGACUUGAUGUAAUGCACUUUUUUCACGUAGGCCAGUAUGCAUUUUAUCAAUUUAUCAGAUCUGAUUUGAUUCACUGUAUUCAGUUGUCAGGUAACAUUCAUCUUUGACUAAUUCCUUGCUAAUAGUAGCAUAAGCUUUAUGAUUUAUGCUUGUCAGCUCUGAUAAUGUUUACUGAAAGAACUAAACUGAAGUUGUGCUUGAACGUCACUAAAGGUCAGUGUUUGAUGGAUGAACCAUUUUAUGCCACCAGCUAAAAUUCUAAACUUUUGUAAGGGCCUUGUCUACAAAUAAAAAUCAGCCAAAGUGAUGC